Messenger RNA from Zootermopsis nevadensis, 2878 nucleotides. RefSeq lists its product as uncharacterized. Gene Ontology annotation, cellular component: membrane; cytosol. Lineage: Eukaryota; Metazoa; Arthropoda; Insecta; Blattodea; Termopsidae. The record is from RefSeq and is a predicted model, not a curated record.
AAGUUUACCAACUUUUCAGAGGCCCUUGCUGUCUCAUGAGAAUCUCAAUUCCUACUCCGAGAGAUGUUUGUUCACUCAGCAUACAGACGGACAGACGAACAAACAAAAGGACUGGUCGAUUGUAUAUUAUAUGUUAUGUAAAUACAUCUUUUCGGCUGCAAAGGAGAUUUGGCGUAUAAUGAGAUGGGAAAAUGACGAAUGGUGAAGCGCCCAUGACAACCGAUAUCCGGGCCGAGAUUAGAACCGGAUAUUUUCUGAAUACAAUUCGGAAGCGUUGUCGCUACGUUAACCUGUUAAAAAUUGGAAGAACUGACGUACGUGUAGAACGGAUACAGGAUCAUUACUUUGGACAACGUGUUGCAAUCAAGGCUACUGAAGACGCUUCCGUGAUGUUUUAUCAACGAUGUUGAUGCGCCACUGUUAUUCUUGUGAUAUUUUCCAUUCCCUGGAGUCACCAGCGGUUUAUGCAGUGUUAUUAAACGUACGUUUACGUGACGUCACGAAGAAGGAGGGAUGGUGUAUCUGCUCCAGUCUAGAUCGUCACUUCAGUUCGUCUUCUUACCUGAUUCAGUUCUGGAGUUGCGAUUGGCUGCAAAUACAGGAGCAUCAGUUGGUAUGGGCGCGGCAGGGAAGCUGCUUGUUGUGACCCUGGUCGUAAUGUCCAGCACUGCUGCAGAAGAGUCCCAAGACCAUUCUUCUCACAAGAGACAUGCUGUGAAUUCUCUGAACAAGCUACUGGACUACAUGCUCCAGCCUCGUAGUGUGGUCGGGGACAUGAUAUUCGGAGUCGUUAUGGCUAGAGGUCAGCUUGCAGUUUUGAGAAGACAUAUGAUUCAGAGUCGUGGAGGCAAGACGAGGUUACAAGAUUUAUCCACAGUGUCGCUCCUGGAGCAGAAGUGUGAGCGAGUGUACAAGGAGUACGUGCCCAUUAGAGUGCGGUCUGAGACUGAUCAUUAUGACAGAAUCAUGGAUAACAUCGUUAGAGAAGAGCUGUGGGAAGUGGACUAUCCGUUAACGUUGGGGAAAUUGCGGAAGGUUCCUGAACGUAGCUUCGACAAGAGGGUACCUCAUGAAAAACCAUACAAUUUCACCAUCGGACAAAGACUGGCAAUGUUAUUAAGUGGUCGGCCAAACGAAAUGCAGUCUGACCACUGCAUAAGUCUACUGGUGUCCCCAAAGCUGUGUGGGACCAGCCCCACAUGCUGGGACAUCAUGACGAGCAAAGACGAGGAAACUCAUGGUUAUUCCCUUACACACAGAUUGCUGUACUUACAGAUCGCUAGACAGUUGGGUUGUGGCAACCGAGCUGAAUUUGCUGACACAGACGCAUCAAUAAGGAAUCUGUGUUCUGACAUUUUAGUGGAGUUGUACCGUAUUAUCGAGUUGAAAGUACCCGUGGGAUUCAGGGACCUGUUCCUUGAACAGAUCGGUUUGUGCGGAAUGGAAGGGUUCGCGGAGUUCCUGAACCCCGUCUACAUGAACUGGAUAUUGCCGCUGCAGACCCCAUCGGGCUGCUUUGCCGACAAAAUUAGACACGGAUGGCUGGAUGCGUUGACCAAGUCUCCUUCCUCUUUCCGGCUAAAGCGAGAAGAUGGUCUUCUACAAGAAGAUGGUUGCACAAUGCAUAUCACUGGAUUGGCCACCUUUUUCCUAGCUCUCAACAUCAGAGCAGCCACAGAGAUUUGGAAUACUAGCGUUCCUAUCUCGCCUGUCUAUAGAAAGUGAAAUUAUACACACAUUUCCAGUCUAUGUAUUGCACUGUUCUCUAAAACAUUUGAAAAUUUUAGAAACGACGGAAUUUUAUCUAAAGAUUAUCAGGCAUCAGAAAACAAAGCGCAGAGUAUUAACUACAUUGACUCAAAAAUGGAAAUCAGACAAAGCAUGAAUACCAUUGCUGAUAAUACGUUUAAUCCACUGUGGCCGUCAAUGUUUAUCCCUAAGAGGUCACAGACAUAGUUGACCUCUGAAUAAUCCGAAAUAACCGUAAGCUAAUGAAGGCAAUGUUCAUCCUUUACUACGUUUUCGUAUUAGAGUUUUCACAGAGGCACAGAAUGAACUCAAAAGUGCUAAAUAAAAAUAUAACAGGCUAUGUCGCAAUAUUUUGAAAUGAAUUUUUGGAUUCGUAGUGAAAUUAUGUUUCCCAGUAGCCAUAUUAGCCAUGAAAUAACGGAUAUAUUUUCAGUGGAACAAUUUAGUUUGGGCGUUAGAUGUAUUUACAAUGUUAAAAUUGUGAUUAGGGAGAACUUUCUGCAAUUUGAGUGAUUUAGCGGAAGCUCUAUAAGACUGCCUUGAGAGGUGUGGCAUAAAAAUGAAAUAUCUGCAAGGACAUAACUACGCUUCUGCUACGAAUGGAAAGUUUAACGGCAGGCCGAUACAAAAUACGUCAUAAUGAAAGCACCCACAUGCAAGUCACGUCCUCUGUCUUCCCUGUGGUCUAAAGUGGCAGUAAAAUUUUGUGCUAUACCGGAACGCGGGCAUAUAUUUAGGUAUUCUUCCUUUGUGUCACUGAAUUCGAAAUCGUUGUGGCUAAAGUGGCCAUUUUGGUUCGUUUAUCUAAAUUGAAAAUAAUCGAGAUAUAUAGAGAUAUUUUCCUCGAUCUAGAAUUUUCUAAACGCGCUUAUUUUCAGUGUGAAGUAGUGUACGUUGAUUGUUGAUACUGUUGUGUUGUCAGGUGUUUAAAAGGAAGACAAUGACAUUAGCAAGAUAUCAAUACGAAAAGGUAAGGUUUCUACAGUCUUAGUAUAAAAGCAUCCUGCUGUGUGCUUUAUUAAAAUACGUUUUACAUUUUACUUAUUUAUAGGUUAAUGUAGGAAAUUACAUGGAUGAAAACCAGUUCUACAUGAACCAGUUAUUGAAAGUGGCAGCCAGUUUGUCAAAU